CGGUCCGGCCCGGGCCGCUGAUUGCUGGACGGCGGCUGCCAAUCUGCGAGAAUCCCCCAGUCAGCCGGUGCCCUGGAGAGAGCCACUCAGAUGUACGGUGUGUGCCCGGAGAGCAGCCCGAGAAGGUCUGGAGACGGUGCAGCAGCCCGCAGCCCCAGCCAGGGAGUCCCCGCCGCUUUCAAUGGAGGAGAAGCCCGGCCAGCCCCAGCCUCAGCCGCCGCCGCCCCAGCACAGCAGCAGCAGCAGCAGCAGCAGCAGCAGCCACAGCCACCACCAGCACCCGCACCAGCAGCAGCCCCAGCAGCAGCAGCAGCAGGCGCCCCCGGCAGCCCCGCUGCCGCCGCACCACCACCACCACCACCAUUAUUACUACUACAACCACAACCACAACCACCACCACCACCACCAGCACCACCAGCAGCCGCACCAGUACCUGCAGCAUGGGCCCGACGGCGGCAGCCCCAAGGCCCAGCCCAAGCCGCUGAGGCAUGAGCCCAAGCACGCCCUCCAGCCGCACCAGGAAGCGCCCAAGAAGAAAACAGGCUAUGGUGAACUAAAUGGUAAUGCUGGAGAAAGAGAAAUAUUAAAGAGCUUGGGCUCUGAUGAAGCCACCAACCCCAUUACGAGGGUACUCAAUGGCAACCAGCAAGCUAUAGACACUAAUCUAAAUCCGAAGCAGACUGUGAAAACCAGUACCUUUGGGAAAGCAGGAAUUAAAACCAAGAAUUUCAUUCAGAAAAACAGUAUGGACAAAAAGAAUGAGAAAUCUUAUGAAAGUAAGCCCAGAGACAACCAAUCUAUAGACAAGACCGAUACAGUAUCUAUUCCGAAUGGUGUUGUAACAAAUAAUUCUGGUUAUAUCACUAAUGGCUAUGUAGGCAGAGGGGCCGAUAAUGAUGGCAGUGGUUCUGAGAGCGGCUACACCACUCCUAAGAAACGGAAGGCCAGACGCAACAGUGCCAAGGGCUGCGAGAACCUGAAUUUAGUGCAAGACAAAAUAAUGCAGCAGGAGUCCAACCCCCCAAACUUCAAGCAGGGACUUGACACUUUCAAACCUGAUUAUAGCGAACAAAAGGGAAACCGAGGGGAUGGCUCUAAACCCAUUUGGAAGUAUGAGCCUGGCUCUGGAGGAGCAGGGCGUGGGAAACCCGGCGUUGGGGAUGUGCAGCGGAAAAACGUGGAUGCCAAGCCCAGUGGGAGCAGCAAGAAGUUUGAUGAUCGACCCAAAAUCAAACACACGACAGCUGUUGCCUCCAAAGAGGACUCAUGGACCCUAUUUAAGCCUCCCCCGGUUUUUCCAGUGGACAAUAGCAGUGCUAAAAUCGUUCCUAAAAUAAGUUAUGCUAGCAAAGUUAAAGAGAAUCUCAACAAAGCCGCUCAGAGCCCUUCCGUGUCUCCUUUGUCAUUGUCAUCAUCUUCGCCGUCUGCUGGGGAAACUCAGGCCCAAACCUCAAGUCGACUGUCCCAAGUCCCGAUGUCCGCUAUGAAGUCGGUUACUUCGGCCAACUUUUCUAAUGGCCCUGUUUUGGCCGGGACGGAGGGAAGUCUGUAUUCUCCAGGGAAUCAGCCACUGCUCACCACUGCUGCUAGUACUGUAACCCCCACCCCUUCUGGGACUGAGACCAUACUCCAGGACAUGAGCAUCACUUCUGCAGCCGUUGAACAAAUUAAGCCUAGCCUUUUUAUUUACCCUUCAAAUAUGCAAACUGUGCUUUUGGGUGCAGCACAGGUUGAUCUGCCCUCUCAGACAGAUCAGCAAAACCUGGGGGAUAUCUUCCAGAAUCAGUGGGGUUUGUCAUUUAUAAAUGAGCCUAGUGCUGGUCCCGAGACUGUUAUUGGUAAAUCAACAGAACACAAAGUGAUGGAAGUGACAUUUCAAGGGGAAUAUCCUGCCACUUUGGUUUCACAGGGUGCUGAAAUCAUUCCCUCAGGAACUGAGCAUCCUGUGUUUCCUAAGGCUUAUGAAUUGGAUAAACGGACUAGUCCUCAAGUGCUGGGUGGCAUUCUAAGGCCUGGGACUGCCAUUGAGGCUGGAGCCUUAACCUUGGAGCCCAGUCUCACAGGUGACCUGCAAAAGGCAGACAUCAGUAGUCAAGGUGCUCUAGUGUUUCUCUCAAAGGACUACGAGAUAGAAAAUCCUCUGGCCUCUCCUACGAACACUUUGUUAGCCUCCGCCAAAGAACAGAGGUACCAGAGAGGCCUAGAAAGGAAAGAUAGCUGGGGUUCUUUUGACCUGAGGGCUGCUAUUGUAUAUCACACUAAAGAAAUGGAAUCUAUUUGGAAUUUGCAGAAGCAAGAUCCCCAAAGGAUAAUCACUUAUGAUGAAGCCAUGGAUAGUCCAGAUCAAUGAAGGCAGCAGGACAGACAGACAGACAGCUGCCUGUUUGUCAGCUUUCUGCAGCAUCAGAGCCACUCAAGGGGGACACAAGGCUUUGAUGCUCCUUCUAGAUCUUCAGUGCAGCAGAGGAACCAUAAGUAGAAUCACAGGAUAAUAUAUAAAAAUAUAUAUAUAGUUAUUUAAAAAAAAAAAAAAAGAGGCAACUGAAAGUAAUUAGACUUCUUAAGGAAUCAGAAAAUUUAUUUCAAGAGACUACACAUGGUUAUUUAAUCUCCGGUACUGAGUAGAUUUUUUUUUUCUUUUUGUUAGUUUUUGUUUUGUUUUAAAGAGUGAAUGCAAGUGAUUAAUGAAUACAGACUCAAUACACAAGCGUGGUUCCAAAGUUCCUGCUGUCAUCAACAUGGGCAACCAGUGUGACCCACUGGAGAGGCAAUUCCACUUUUAAAGGUUUCGGUUUCUUGUUCUGUGACUAGUGAUAUACUAAUCACAGAGAACCCAGAAUGAUUCAACAUUUCUCCCCACUCCUUCAGUUUUUUUGUUUUACUUUGAACCCUACGAGAAUGCUGGAUAGAAACGCCUUGAAAUUUGCAGGGUUGCCUUCUCCAGAAAAUGGUUUGCAUGUUUUGCCCGGAGUAAAACAGCCUGUGGGGUGCUGGGGAAAUUGUCAUCUUGGGGGGUGGGAGGGGAUGGAAACCCAACAAGUCUGGAAUAAGAGGUGGUACACAGUUGACUUGGCUUCGGUGACACAUUGGACUUUUACAACGAAGAAUUCAUAGGAGUGUCAUUUUAAGACAGGUUGCAGGACAAAUGAUUGGUUUAGUCAUUUAACACACAAAAAGACUGUUCCCACUUUCUUAUCCAACUGUAAGUAGGAGCAAAAAUAUACCCUGCUUUUCAACUGUAGGUGCUCCAGACUUGCUCUGUCUAACACUAAAUGUGCUGGGGGUUUUCCUUGUUUUUCAUGAAAAAUCUUAAGAAAAAAACAUGUUUAUAUGUUCCUUUUCUGCAAACUCCUUACCCCCUUAAAUUUUUUUUUUCUUAAGUUAUUUUAAAAAAGAAAAGAAAAAGGGAAAAAGAGCCCACGAGAACUAAAAUGUUUCCAUAUUUGUUUCUAGCCAGUGGAGAAGAAAUAAACCUUGCCCCUGGAAGGUAGCCUUUUCUAUUUUCCUGCAAUCUGUGUACUUCUGAGCUAUUGCUUCUAAUUAUCUCUUUAUUAAAUAUAUUUUAUUACUAGAGCAAAACUUUUUUUUAAAGGCAUGGAAUGUGAAACUCUGGGAAGACCUUUAUGGCAGAGAGAGCGUAAGCCCUGGCUCCCCAUCACAGCCAUCCUGCACACGGCAGCCUGUGUGUAACUUACUCAAACGGUUUUCGCUUUUUUUGUUUUGUUUUUUUGCCUAGGUUGGGGGAGGGGGUGUUUUGCAAAACCAAGGGUCCAAUAUAAGAUCAGCCAGAUGUUAGUAGCAAAAUCAAUUCUCUAGCCUGUUUCACCAACACAGGUACUAGAAUUUUUUUUUUUUUUAAAGCACCCACACUUAAAAUACAGGUUCAUUAGCUGGGCAUUUAGGUGGAAAGGUAUCUUCUAAUAAGAUUAGAUUGGAUCCUAUGGGGCAUUAGGGGAUAAAGUAACUUGUCUUGCUGAACCCCUUCUGUUUAGUUGUGUGUGUCCAAUGUUUUGAGAUUCUAGCAUUGAUGGGUUGUCUGGUUUUGUUAAUUAUUUAAGGCUUUUAUUAAGGUAGUUCCUGAAAGAAGCUGUUGGAUUCAACAUAGGAUAGAGAAACUAAAUAUCUUUAAAAGUCUGCUGGUUUCUGCCCUGCUUAGAUUUUAAAAAGUAUAAGCAUGGAUUGCCAACUCCAUUUUAUGUAAACAAGCUUUUUAUACAUAAUAUAUAUAUAUUAAAAAAAAAUAAUAACUUAUUGUAUCAGUCCAGGUUCAGAAACUUGUGGUUGGCCAGUUCCAGAAUAGUUUCAUUUCACCUGUAAACUGUCUCACCUUUACAAAUGUUGUAAUUUUCAAAUGUAUAAUAUGUUUACAGAUGUGCCCUGCAUCUAGUCUGCCUGUGUUCCUAUUUUAAUUCUGUUGAGUCUCCUGCCUGCUUGCCAAAAGCUAGGAUGCUUUGGGCUCUUGUACAAUUCUGAGCAGAGGCAUCCUUGAGCUUUAAAGCAUUGAACAAACUGGAAAAUGCAGCAUAAUACUGAGGUGGAAGAAGUCUGUGUUUGUGUUUUUUUUUUUUUAAAUAAAAAUUUUUAAAAGUUAAAAAAAAAGUCAAAACAUUUAAGAUUGCUUAAAAAAAAAAAAAAAAAAAGAUCCAGUUUGUUUUACUGGUUUUAAAGUUCUGCUGUGUGUUUAAUUGCCUUGUGUAACCACUUGCCGCCUUAGGGCCAGAUUCCAUUUUUUUCCUUCUCCCAAAUGUGUUUUUCUCACUUUCAGUUUUGAACUCUUCUGGCCCAUGAUGUCCCAUCCUCAUCCUCAUCCCCAUCCCCAUCCCCAUCCCAGCAGCUUUUCUGGAUUUAGUGAGGUUCAGAAGUUGAAUGAAAAUUUUCUCUCUACAUAUUUUUGUUUAAGAAACAUAAUUACCCAACCAAAUUUAAAUCUGACCUUCCAUAUGUAGAACAAAACUUAAUGAGUAUUGAGGAAACACUACCUAGCCUGAGGAUUUUAAAAUAAAUUGUCAAAAGAUAAUAAGCAAACUGUUGGCCCCUGUCUUCCUUGUUUCCUCCCGGUCUCCCAAUCUCCCCCCCCCCCCCCUUUCCUGUCCCUCGCCUAAAGGGAAGGGGCAAGGAACAAGGAGAAUUCUGCCUGCCCUUCCCUCCUCUGCGCAGGUAGUGGAGAAUUGUACUUCUGGACCUAACAUUUCCCCCUUUUUCCCUCCAUUGAAGUUUAGCUGGAUUGUAUGGUUAGAUUUCCAUAGUUAGAAACGUUCGUCUUUCUGGAAACCUUAGUGCCCCUACCACAAUAAGUCAGUAUUUCUGGGCAUUGGGUUAAUGGACAUUUUUGCUGAGGGACAAGCAGGACAUUAGAAUAAACCUCUUUUGUGCUGGUUUUGUAACACUUAACUCUAUUUGUCUGAAAAGUUUCUUAGGUCCUUACACAAUUCCUUCCAGAGCACUUAUUAAAAAAAAAAAUCUUAAGAGUUAAUCUGUUUUCUGAUUAUUUUGUGUAAACUUUAAGAACUCAGCUGUGAUUAAUUUAGCACAUUUAAAUAAUGAUAAUGUGUUACUGUUGGGUAUAAUGAAUUUUCCUUCUACUCAGAGUAUUAGUACUGUAGCAUAAAACCAAAUACAGUUUGAGGGAUUACAUAAUCCCUACAUUCUAAAGACUGAAAAUAGUGUGUUUGUGUGCGUGUGUGUGUCCUGCAUGUGAGGAGAAGGAGGGAAAUGAUAGGAAGACUUGGGAGUAAAAGAAUGUGUGUAAAGCAUUAGUAUUCAGAGAACAAACUUGUAUUUAUUUUGUGCCAUUUGUUUUCAUUAUACAGAGUUAAGUCAGGUGGUUUUAAUCUUUUUAAAAAUAAGGUAGUAUUUGAAAUAUGGCACUAAGAAUGAGCUCAUGACCUAUUUUUUUAAUAGCUAUGAAGAUACUAAUUAAGGGUGAAGAAUUCUUUAAAAAUCUGUCUUGCUCGUAGGCCCGUAUGUCACAUACCACUUUGCUGUAAGUGUCUUGAGUAAAUUCCUUUUCCCCCAUCCCCCUUAAAAAGACAGGGUGUAUUUAUCUUUGUCUGCUUCCUCUCCCACCCAGCCCUGCUGAAGUUAAUCACAUAGAUAGAGCCUCGCUUUCCGCUUUUCCUAGUGACAGGUUUCACAGGAGGGAUAUUGGGAUGUUUGGUAAUGGCAGUUUGCUCUUUAUUUUCUGGGAAGGAAUGCCAGACAAAGCAACCAACUUGUGGAUAUUGUCUUUCUGUGAAAUAGAUGGCCUAAAAGCUGUUGUGUUUUCUCUGUUCUGUUUUAUCGCUUUGGGGCUUAGCUAGUCACUGCUCACUGAGAAUCUGCAAAAACUUAAUCUUUAUAAGAGCUGCCAUUUAAAACUUUUUUUUUGCAUGGAAUGACAGACACAACUAACUUCGAUGAAGUUCCAGGGGGAAACAUUCCCACACACAGCCAAGUCAGGCUGGUGGUUCAGUUGUAGUAGCUGCUAUUAUCCCACACUAAAUCAUCCAGUAGCUUCUCUCUUUCUAAUCGCUGUGAACUUAAAAAAUAAUUCGGAAAAGGCAUUUGGUGUGAAAUUAUAAUGAUAUUAUGCACUGAAUGGCCCCUGGAGAGGGAUCUGGACUGAUGGGCCAGAGCUGUAUACGAGGGGUGGGUGGUCAUCUUGUUCCUUAGUCCCUCCAACCUCAUGCUCCUCUCCCCAGAGAAGAGCCAGCUUCUACAGAGAAUGACUUGACCACUGGUCCGCUCCCUCAGAGGGCACACGCUCAGACCUUUGCUGUAAACAGCCGCGGAAGAGAGCGUGGAAGCCUUUAUUUUCAUAUGCAUGACAAAAUAGUCACACAGAUGCUUGUUGCAGGGCUAUGUGUUUGGCCAAUAUUAGAGGUUGCGGGCAGAAGUCACGGUUGUCUUUUCAGGUCAGGCUGAGAAGGCCGCUCCAGUAGGGACAAAGGUCUCUCAUCUUGUCCUUAACUUGAAUCGCCAAGGAUUUUCCAUUUAAUGUGGGGAAUGCUGUUGUACAUCCUGGUGUUUUAGGAACUCUCUAAAAGGGAAAACUCGGAAGCAAAGCUAGAAGCGGAAGGACUCCUCUUAGAAUUUGCACAGGCAAACCAAUCAAGCCUAAUGCUUGAUGCCAAGAUUAUGAAAUCUAGUGAGUGAAGCCCCAGAAUUGUUUUCAGUUGUGAGAAGGCAUUUCCAGGCCCUGUUCAUAAAUGGAUUAGCCUGUGCAAAUUGUGAGAACUAUGAACUAAGACUGAAGAGAAAAUGAACAAAAUGAGUGAUUUUGCUCUUGUACUACAUUUAGCCGAGCUUUGUAAUUAGAGAUUGCACCACAAUUUCAUCAUAUUACAGGUGGCUUGUUUGCAGUCUUAAUGUCCUUAACUGGUAUAACAGCUGAAUUCCAGAGGCAGUAUAGAUAGGGUUCCCUGGAGUAUGUGUACUUGCAAACCGCUGGUAAUGGAGCAGUUCCUUUGGAAUUCCGAGGAGUAUGUGGCUAAUAGGUGCUGGAAAUCCUUGUGGAAAAUCAGUCCCUGAGAGUUCUGGGAUUGGUGGAUUUAUAUUUCCUCUUUUACACUUCAUCCUAAAGCUUUGUUUAUGUUCAGAGUUCUAAAGCCAUUUUUUAACAUCAUAGUAUGGUAUGUAUCCCUUUUUUACAGCCUUAUUAACAAUGGAAACAAACAAAAAAAGUAAGUCCCAUUUGCAUUUCUCUAGUGUGAAAAUUGUAUAGGGCAAACAUACCAAUCUUAAGCCGAUGUCACAUUUGCUGUUUGCCACUGAAACUGUUGGCUUUUCAUUACAGUCUUUCCUCAGGUGCUAAAUAAGUGUUCCAAAAGUGGAUACUGCUUUUAGGAAUUUCUGCUUUAUUCUUAUGUCUUUUAUUUUGUUUUUUGCUAGGUGUUGUAAAGAUUAAGUAUUUUAACAAGUGGUUUGUUUUGAUGUGUAAAUAAGAAUUAUGCCUCUUUAAUUUGACUCUCUGUUAAAAGUCUAAGUUUGUUGUUUAUUCUUUAUUGAGGAACCUCUCUUGACCUUGAAGACAUUUCAUUGUGUUGCUGCAUUUAAGAAUGGACUUACAACUGUGUUCAUGUUGUCUUGGGUUAAAGCUCCUGCUGCUGCUAUGAGUAACUGAAAAUCAAGAAUGUGAUGCACUUUUUUCCAUGAACAAUACGCCAUGAUUCUUUCGAGGUUGCUUAGGCCCCUUAUCUGCAGCACAGCCACUAAUUCUUAAGAGUGAAUAGAAGACUGUUGGAGAGGAGAGGAGAGGAAAGGGGGAACACAUCAGUGGAGGUAGCUUACCAUGAUACCCGUGAUAGACAAUAACCUGGGCAAACAAAAGCAGUAUGAGCCUGUUACUGUAAAGCUUUUUGGCCUUAAAAAAUAUUCCCAUCCCGUUAUCAAAAAUUAAUCCCUUUUGUUUACCCACCUAGCUUUGCCCUUGUUCUUCCUCCUGUGUCAGGAGAGGGAGGCAGAAGACGGGGGAAAAGAUUGCUUAAGGUCAAAAAAGAAUGUGACUUCCUGGAAAAGAACCUUGAACUCUGUCACCCUGGGGGAUGACUUUCCUUAAUGUGAUGAAUAUAUAGAUUGAAAAUUGUUGUUUAAGUGCUGCUGUUAGACGAUUAGACUUUAAUAUCCUCAUGGUCUGUAUUUAAGAGAACUUGUCCCUUUUUUGAAGGGUAGAUGUUCACAUUACCUGGUGACCUUGUAAUUGUGGUAGGCUUGGGGGAGAGAGGAUAGGGCAGAUGCUCUGCAAAGACAGUUCCCCUAAUAUUGCAUCAUUCCAUAAUGAGUUUGCAAAAGAGGUAGUGAGUGAGCACAGGUAAAUUCUUUGAAGAGUAAAUGGAGACCAUAGGAGACUCAUUCCUAUACCAGACAACAUUGGCCCAUGAAGGGGUACUGGUAACGCCUGCUUCCGGAGCAUUUUUGUUGGUUUAGAGUCCAGGCGGACUGUUCCCGCUAAAUCUGUUGACUUGGACCAAAGGCAAACCCAGGUAUAAACAGAUUAAGUGGGACUUGGCAAGAGGGAAGAGACAUUAUUAAGCGUGUAAGGGAUCUUAAAGGAAAUUGUUAUACAGGGAAGAAAACACCAAAUAGGGUAAGAAAUCACUUCCUUUAUCCCAUGAAUGUGGGGACGAGAGGAACGUGUAACCUAGCCUUACCUAGUCAGAUUUUUUGCAAACAGAAUUUAAAUUUUGCCCAUGGUAUGUAAAUACUACAGAGACAAAAAUCUGCCUGCUUAUUCAGUACAUUUUCUUUAGCCAGAGUUUUAUAUUUUUAUAUCAAUGUGCCUUGCAUGUGUAUUUUUUUAAGGAAAAAUUAGAUCUUUUAGUAGUUUCUGAGGUCCACGUUCUUGCCAUUUCACGCUGAAUGAUGAGCUCACCCUUUGAUCUCUGUGGUUAUUGGUCCUGUCACAAACUGGAACUGCUUUAGAACUGGGGCAAUUUAUAUUUUACUCUUAAUGUGUUAGUGGCUGUUCUGUAGGUUGUGAGGAGAGUCCCCAGAGUUCUCUCUUCUGGUCCUUCCCUCUUCCUGCUACCUGCUGGCUUUUAGCACCUUCCUUGAGUCAUGUAAAGGCAUUUCUUGUGUUUCUUUUCAAUGUUCUCCCUGCCCCUUUAACCGAGGGGGUUCUAAAAUGCUUUGUUUGCAAAACCCUGGGAGGGAUGGAGCCAACUUUGCUCUGGAAUUCUGUGGGAGCUGCACUAUCAGCUCUCUUCAAUUUAAGUUUUUGUUAAAAUACAGCACCUUGCUUAUCAUUAAAUAAAACAAAAAUAAAGAAAAAUGCUUGUCUGCAACCAUUGUCUGGAAAUAAUGAACUGUGCAAUUCUCGUCUGUUCCUUUUCCCAUCACGUCUCCAGACUUGCUCUCCCUAGUGUGACUUGUUAGCCUCUGUACUUGUGCCAGUGUGAAUGUGAACGCUUUGCUCGCAUUACUUCUAAGAAACGCAUUUUGCACACUCGGGUUUUGCUGAAGCUCCAUGACAAGGUUAGUUCUAAGCAGAUGAAUAAAGCUAUGCACACGUUUUUGGAA
Messenger RNA from Sarcophilus harrisii (Tasmanian devil), 9996 nucleotides. It is a transcript of the gene NUFIP2, whose product is annotated as nuclear FMR1 interacting protein 2. Gene Ontology annotation, molecular function: RNA binding. The record is from RefSeq and is a predicted model, not a curated record. NCBI's taxonomy places the organism in Eukaryota, Metazoa, Chordata, Mammalia, Dasyuromorphia, Dasyuridae. Gene Ontology annotation, cellular component: cytoplasmic stress granule; nucleoplasm. The transcript has 4 exons. Bases 182 to 2350 code for a protein of 722 amino acids.